Messenger RNA from Candoia aspera, 3620 nucleotides. It is a transcript of the gene GOSR2, whose product is annotated as golgi SNAP receptor complex member 2. The transcript has 6 exons. Gene Ontology annotation, cellular component: Golgi apparatus; late endosome membrane; ER to Golgi transport vesicle membrane. The record is from RefSeq and is a predicted model, not a curated record. Gene Ontology annotation, biological process: intra-Golgi vesicle-mediated transport; vesicle fusion. Gene Ontology annotation, molecular function: SNARE binding; SNAP receptor activity. NCBI's taxonomy places the organism in Eukaryota, Metazoa, Chordata, Lepidosauria, Squamata, Candoiidae. Bases 90 to 728 code for a protein of 212 amino acids.
UCCACAGGAAGCCGGAAGUGCCGGCCUCGAACUGGCUGACGUGUAAAGAGGCGUCCCGAUGGUCCAGACCGGGUGGACGAACAGUUGGCAUGGAGGCGCUUUAUCACCAGACCAACAAGCAAAUCCAUGAGGUCCAAUCGUACAUGGGCCGUCUGGAAACCUCAGACAAGGAGUCUGUUCACUUGGUAGAAAAUGAAAUUCAAGCACGAAUAGACAGAAUUUUUAGCAAUCUAGACCGGUUGGAAAUCUUCUGCAACAAGGAACCACCAAACAAGCGGCAAAAUGCCAAACUCCGGGUUGACCAGCUGAAAUACGACAUUCAGCAUCUGCAGACAGGAUUGCGAAAUUUCCAGCAUCGUCGCUAUGCACGGGAGCAGCAAGAGAGACAGCGUGAGGAACUUCUGGCCCGAACAUUCACCACUAACGAUUCUGACACCACCAUUCCAAUUGAUGAAACAUUACAGUUUAAUGAAUCCCUUCAAAAUGCACACCGUGGCAUGGAUGAUCUUAUUGGCAGCGGAACCAGCAUCCUACAGGGCCUGAGGGAACAGAGAGUGACAUUAAAGGGCACCCACAAGAAAAUAAUGGAUGUUGCCAACAUGCUGGGCUUAUCUAAUACAGUCAUGCGUCUCAUUGAGAAACGGGCCUUCCAGGAUAAGUACUUCAUGAUUGGAGGCAUGCUUGUGACAUGCAUAAUCAUGUUCUUCGUGCUGCAGUAUCUGACUUGAAAGACUGAAGAACCCAUUAACUGACUGUGUUGGACUGCCUUUCUACACUGACUUCCAGCUUAACUGUGAAUCCCCUGGAUUGGCUACAGCUGCUGUAUGGCUCGUAUGAUGCUCACGUUGAGUGGCUUAUGUAGGCUCUGCCCGUGGUGUUCAGGGAUGCGUAUGAAACCACACAGCACUGGUCAUUUUUCAGUCAUAUGGUGGGCAUGUUGCCCAUGUGACUCUCAGGUUUAGUUGACAAGAGGGCAUGAGCUGCCUAGCUGCUGUUCACAUUCAUGUGGCCAUAUAAUCCUGGUAUAGUUACAAAGCCCUCCCCAAAAAGUGCCCAAUGAAGAAAAUGUUACUAUUGGAUUUGUAGACCACAUAAGUUCCUCAAGGUCAAGAUACAUAUGCAGUUAUGUCUGUGAAGACUAAUCACUAGAGAAAAUGAAGCAGCUUGGCUUGAAGGACUUGUUGGUUUAACUUUAUUACAGGUCUGGGACAUAGGGGGAAUGUCUUGUUUCCAGCAAUGAUUAAAAUAAAUGGAAAUUCUUUAGUCCAUGUGCAACGGAGAUGGUUUUUGAUAAUUGUAGAUUCUGUAUCUGUCAUUUAUCUAAAGUAAACAGACUGUGAAGACUAGCUGAGCUACACUGUAGUAAUUCACUUUCAAGUAAGUCAUGGAUGUGUUGGGGACUAUGGUAUUUUAGAUACAUGUGCUAAUGCUCCUUGUAGCAGUAUUCUGCUUUUGGUUUUGGGAAGAAGUAUGGAGAGUGCUGCUUACCAUAUAACAGAAGGACAAACAUCCUUACAAAAUGCAUUUAUAUGUGUAUUUUUUAAAAUUGUACUUGGAAUCACUGAUUCACAGUAGAGCCAUUGUAUUUGUCAGAGCAGUGAAAUCUUUUAAGUCCCCAGCUUUUGUGUAUUCAGUUUCUUCUGCUUUUCAUGAAUGCAAAAUUUAUUACUAUAGUUAUUUCUGCAAUUUCUAUGCUGCACAGUUCCAAAAAAGCUCUGAGCUUUUAUACAGUGACAUAUAACAAGAUGAAUUUAGCCACUUUUGAGUCUAAAGCAUAUAAUUCUUAAUGGCUCUUUUGGGGGUGAGGGGGGAGUGGGGGGGUGCUGAAAUCUUGUGCACAUGUCCUAAGGAACAGAGUUGAAAACUUCCGGGUGACAUACAUAUAUAUGCCUCCUCCUGGCCUGUGUCUUCUAAUGUCUCAGUCCUAUUGUCCUUUUGCUUUUCUUGUUCCAACUGGGCCAGUAUUAUUGUUCUGUUUGGAAAACCUGCUUGUGGGUAGAUGAACAGCACCGAUAUUAUUCCAUACUACAGCAGGUUAUAUGGGCUGUUUAACCUGUACUGUAAAAGCUCCAAGGUUUGAAGAAAUCUUUACAGCUGACAUAUCCUGUGUUCUGAAUUUCCUGGUUUCAAACAGUGUCUGGGUGUCCGAUUAAGCAGGUGAAUUAUCAAAGCUUCAGUUUGUCCUUUUCUACUUCCCCAAAUGCAUUAGCACAACCAUAUGCUGAAAUAGACAUCCAGGCAUCAUGUACAACUUGCAAUCUGGCCAUGUUCCUGGUAACAGCUUAUUUGAUCCUUGCUCCAUUUUUACUGAUAAGAAUAAUGUUUCAGUUGGUUUAAGCAGAUUUAAAAAUACUUCCAAAAUAGAUAAGGAAAACAUUCAACAUAGCGAUUAUAGUUUCAUUCUGUUUUUUUUUCCUGCCUUACUCUCCUACCCCUCCAAAUUAAAGUUCCCUUUUUCCCUUGAGGAAUCACAUACUCUGCUUGAGAGUACGUAUGUAAUUGAGAAUUGGCUAGACAUUAUUAAGCUUAUCAUCAUGCUAUACAUUUUUUUAAAGGUAGAAUGCUAAGUGUGAGUUUCUGUGGUGAUAGGUUUUUUAGUAUCUACCUCUCUAGGAUUUUGAGUGGGAGGGAUACUAUGAGAACAAAUUGUAUUAAAUAUUGGGAAGCCCUUGAAUCUUAAUUUUCAAGUUAAUCUCUCCUUUAGAAGCAUUCAAGCUGCCUUCCCAAGCCCUUAAUAUAUGUAGCAGAUUAAAGUAAUGGCAGAUACAUUGUUAUAAAUAUACAGAUUAUGAUAAACAGCCACAAAUAGAGCUAACUGGAACUUUUAAGAGAAAUCCAGAUCCUUAAAAUGAAUUAGACAACUUGCAUAGCUAGCCGAAUUAUAUGUGAAUAGAGUUGGAAAGAGUUUUAAAGCCCCCAAGUGUGUAUGUGUAUGUGGCAGAAUAUUGUAUGUACCUCUGACUUUGUUAAUUUGUAUGUACCUCUGACUUCGUGGUAUGCAGGUAACCGUAUGUUUGCCUGCAAGUUGUCUAGCUCAUACAGAAUAGCAUGAGUUUGGGGUUCUCCUAGUGGCAUAUAAGAAGCCAACAUAUGUCAAAUCUAUCCAGUACUGUCCUUACUGUUAACAAGGAAUGCUGCAUGGGGCGUAGAUCUCACCAGGACUGGUAACCCCAUGGAGCCACUGGAGGGAGAUGGGCAGUGAUGAAAUUUGAUAAAUAAAUAAGUAAAGGGGUUGGAUGGGCACUGGGGCAGCCUUAGUCAAGGAGGCUUAUUCCAGAAGAAGAAGCUCUCAGACCUACCUACUUCACAGGGCUGUUGUGGGAAAAAACAGGAAGAGAGAGGGCUAUGUAUGCUGCCUUGAGCUACUGAAUGAAAGGCAUGGAAAAAAUUAAUGGAUACAUAAAUAACCUAGUCUAUGCCUUCUAUAACCAACAAAACUUUGAUUUGAUGGAUCUUUCUGGGGAGGGAAUAACUCCUGAAUGUCCAUUAAAUGUCAUUCACAUCAAUUUGCCAUUUUUUAAAAAACUGUAUAAUGACGUGCAUACACAAAUUAUGUAAACUGUGUCAUAUAUGUUCUUAUAUCAGUAUGCAAAUGAUAUAAAUUGAGGAAAUAAUGCAAA